AUGUCUGCACCCAUCCGACAGUACAAGGCAGCUGCCGUCCAGGCGGAACCUGGCUGGUUCAACCUCGAAAAAUCGGUCCAGAAGACCAUCGAUCUCAUCCGUGAGGCCGGCGAAAAGGGCUGCAAGCUGAUUGCCUUUCCCGAGCUAUGGAUUCCCGGAUACCCCUACUUCCAGUGGCGCGUCAACUACCAGGAUUCCCUGCCCCUUCUCAAGGACUACCACAAGAACAGCCUGAAGCCCGACUCGGUCGAGAUGCAGCGCAUCCGCAGCGCCGCCAAGGCUGCCGCCAUCUACGUCUCGCUGGGCUACUCAGAGCUGGACGGACACACGCUGUACACGGCGCAAAUCAUCAUCGACCCUACCGGCGCCGUCAUCAACCACCGCGGCAAGAUCAAGCCCACGCACGUCGAGAAGCUCGUCUUUGGCGAGGGCACCGGCGACUCGCUCAACACCGUGGUGGAGACGGAGAUUGGCAGGCUCGGCCACCUCAACUGCUGGGAGAAUAUGAACCCGUUCCUCAAGGCGCUCUCGUGCGCGCAGCACGAGGAGAUCCACGUCGCCGCCUGGCCCGUGUACCCGCCCGCCUCGUCGCUCAAGUACCCCGACCCGUACACCAACAUCUCCGAGGUGCAGUCGGAGCUCGUCACGCCCGCCUACGCCUACGAGACGGGCACCUGGACGCUGGCGCCCACGCAGGUCGUCACGCGCGAGGGCGCCCGCCUCAACCUGCCCAAGCGGCUGCAGGACGACGAGGCCGUCGUCGACGCCGAGCACGCCGUCAUCGGCAACGGCUUCACCCGCAUCUACCGCCCCGACGGCUUCCGCGCCGUCGACGACCCGCCCAAGACCUUCGAGGGCCUGGUCAUUGUGGACGUCGACCUGGACGAGAACUUGCUGACGAAGCGCCUGGCUGAUUUUGGAGGCCAUUAUAUGCGCCCGGAUCUCAUCCGGCUCAUGGUGGACAAGUCGCCCAAGACCCUCAUUGUCGACGCGAACGCGGCUGAUCCCAGAGCGGUCCCCAGCUCGUUGGAGAGACUCGGCCUUGCGAAGCCGCUCCCUGUGACGGAGGAGUAA
Molecule: messenger RNA, 1074 nt
Organism: Cordyceps militaris CM01
Lineage: Eukaryota; Fungi; Ascomycota; Sordariomycetes; Hypocreales; Cordycipitaceae
Product: cyanide hydratase/nitrilase, putative
Exons: 5
Coding region: 1-1074 (357 amino acids)
Molecular function (GO): catalytic activity
Source: RefSeq, a predicted model, not a curated record